Sciurus carolinensis (gray squirrel) is the source of this 6211-nucleotide messenger RNA. It is a transcript of the gene Zbtb39, whose product is annotated as zinc finger and BTB domain containing 39. NCBI's taxonomy places the organism in Eukaryota, Metazoa, Chordata, Mammalia, Rodentia, Sciuridae. The coding region runs from base 181 to 2313 and encodes 710 amino acids. Gene Ontology annotation, cellular component: nucleus. The record is from RefSeq and is a predicted model, not a curated record. Gene Ontology annotation, molecular function: DNA-binding transcription factor activity, RNA polymerase II-specific; RNA polymerase II cis-regulatory region sequence-specific DNA binding; protein binding. Gene Ontology annotation, biological process: regulation of transcription by RNA polymerase II. The transcript has 2 exons.
GGCGCGGCGAGCGGCGCGGCGGAUGGAGAGUCUGGCCGCGGCCGGCGGCGCCGCCUCCUCGUCGGGCCGGGUACAGCGGGCCGGGGCCUUUGUGUGAGCCGGCGGCGGCGAUGGUGCUCGGGCCCCGCGGAACCGGAUUAACUGUGCUGAUAAGGAGGCAACUUCAUAGGAGCUGCUAAGAUGGGCAUGAGGAUCAAACUGCAAAGCACCAACCACCCCAAUAACCUGCUGAAGGAACUCAACAAGUGUCGGCUCUCAGAGACCAUGUGCGAUGUCACCAUUGUGGUGGGGAGCCGCUCCUUCCCAGCCCAUAAGGCUGUACUGGCCUGUGCAGCUGGCUACUUCCAGAACCUCUUCCUGAAUACUGGACUUGAUGCUGCCAGGACCUACGUGGUAGACUUCAUUACUCCUGCCAACUUUGAGAAGAUUCUGAGCUUUGUCUAUACAUCAGAGCUCUUCACAGACCUGAUCAAUGUUGGCGUUAUCUAUGAGGUAGCUGAGCGUUUGGGCAUGGAGGACCUCCUCCGGGCCUGUCACUCUACCUUUCCUGACCUGGAGAGCACAGCUGUGACCAAGCCUCUGACCAGCACCAGUGACAACCAGUCUGGUACCCUGAGUUGUCCCUCAGUAGAUCCUGCCCAUCCCCUUGGAGAACUCCGGGGUGGUGGUGAGCACUUUGGUCCUGAUAAAAACUAUGUGUUGUCCAGUGAUGUGGGAGGAAGCUAUAAAGAGGAAGAAAGAAAUGUUGCCAGUGAUGCUAAUCAUAGCCUGCCUCUGCCACAACCAUCAUUGCCACCAAAGACAGAAGACCAUGAUGUCUCUGCUCCUUUCACGUCUGUUUCUAGUAUGGUGACCCAGCCAGUCCUAGGCACUGUUAGCACAGGCAUCCAGACCAACACAAGCUCUUGCCAACCAUACAAAGUUCAAAGCAAUGGAGAUUUCAGUAAAAAUAGCUUCUUCACCCCUGACAAUGCAAUAGACAUUACCACUGGGACUAAUUCCUGUAUGAGCAAUAGUGACCACGCCAAAGAUCCAGGCUUUGGGCAGAUAGAUGAGCUCCAGCUAGAGGACCUGGGGGACGAUGACUUGCAAUUUGAAGACACUGCUGAGGAGAUUGGGACAGCUGAGGAGGUGAUUGAGCUGAGUGAUGACAGUGAGGAUGAGCUUUUUGGAGAGAAUGAUAACAGAGAGAAUAAAGCUAUGCCCUGCCAGGUGUGCAAGAAAGUUCUAGAGCCCAACAUUCAGCUGAUCAGGCAACAUGCUCGGGACCAUGUGGACCUGCUGACAGGUAACUGCAAGGUCUGUGAGACCCACUUCCAGGACCGAAACUCUCGGGUGACCCAUGUUCUGUCCCAUAUUGGUAUUUUCCUCUUCUCUUGCGACAUGUGUGAAACAAAGUUCUUCACCCAGUGGCAGCUAACCCUUCACCGACGGGAUGGAAUAUUUGAGAAUAACAUCAUUGUUCAUCCCAAUGAGCCCCUGCCUGGGAAGCUGGGUCUCUUUUCAGGGGCAACCUCCCCAGAGUUGAAAUGUGCUGCUUGUGGGAAAGCAUUGGCCAAAGAUUUCCAUGUGGUCCGAGGACACAUCCUUGACCAUCUGAACUUGAAGGGCCAGGUGUGCAGUGUCUGUGACCAGCGCCACCUCAACCUUUGCAGCCUCAUGUGGCACACACUCUCCCAUCUGGGCAUUUCGGUCUUCUCCUGCUCUGUCUGUGCCAGCAGCUUUGUGGACUGGCACCUACUAGAGAAGCACAUGGCUGUACACCAAAGCCUGGAAGAUGCCCUUUUCCGCUGCCACUUGUGCAGCCAGAGCUUCAGGUCAGAGGCCGCCUAUCGCUACCAUGUCAGCCAGCAUAAGUGCAACAGCAGCCUUGACAUGAGGCCUGGCUUGGGGCUACAGCACUCAGCCCUACAGAAGCGGAAGCUACCAGCAGAGGAGUUCCUGAGUGAGGAUCUGGCUCUGCAGGGCCAACCUGGGAAUAGCAAGUACAGCUGCAAGGUCUGUGGCAAAAGGUUCGCCCACACAAGUGAGUUCAACUACCACCGGCGGAUCCACACAGGCGAGAAGCCAUACCAGUGUAAGGUGUGCCACAAGUUCUUCCGAGGCCGCUCGACCAUCAAAUGCCACCUCAAGACACACUCCGGGGCACUCAUGUACCGCUGCACUGUCUGUGGCCACUACAGUUCCACCCUUAACCUCAUGAGCAAACAUGUUGGUGUGCACAAAGGCAGCCUGCCACCUGACUUCACCAUUGAGCAAACCUUCAUGUACAUUAUCCAUUCCAAAGAGGCCGAAAAGACCCCAGACAGCUGACUGGUCCCAGUAGAGCCAGCGGGAGCUUCCAGGUAGCAGCCAGGGUAGUGAUUUUCUAAUGGCUGUCGGUCCCUCCUCAGCUGGCACUACAGUUUUGCCUUGCUAGGAAUUCUAUUCUGUGUUGUGUUCAAAGGAGAAGAAAAAAGAAAUAAAUAGCACAUAAACUGUUUUUGAGAAGCAACGGCCCUAUCGCUUUUACCUCCAUACCUGUUCUUGCCCCCACAGGGCUGUUUUUGAUUCUUUUGAGGCUGGUUUUGGGAUCUAGUCAAGCGUUUGUGUCAGCUAGAUCCCUUUCCCCAGCCUGUCUAGUUUUAGUUUACUGAUAGGUUUCAUGCUGCUAAGAAUCCAACCAACAGCCUCACUGGAAGGAAGAGGUGGAGAGAGGUUUUCACUGUGGGUAUUAGGGCCAGACCUCUAACUGGGAUGACCAGCUAUGAGAAGGAUUUGGGGAAUGUGGUCAUUUGGAAAAGACUGGUCCGCAGGGCUGCUCACUUCAGGUUCGAGGGCCAGCUCUUAGCAGGGGAAAGGUGUCAGGGAUGGAGGUGCCUACCUGCUCCAUGGCCCCAAUCUGCUGACUGGACAAUGAAAAACUUUUGGCAACUAAAUCCAAAAUGGGGACAAAGCUUUCUAUUUAUGUCGGAAAGCUUUGGGAUAACUCUGCUAGCAGAAGGGGUGUCCUGUAGUGCUGUCUGGGUGGACAAGAGAGGAAGCUCCCUUUUCUCAUUUCCAAAGAAACAGGCCUUCCCUGUGGAGCAGAGUAAGGGGAUAUAAUCAUCUGUCAUUCUGGCAACCUCCAGUAACCUUGAGUUUCCUGGUGGAGAGAGGGGAGGUCUGACAGCAGCAUCCUUGCCUUAAUUUACAUCAGUUUCCCACCCAGAAGGUUUGGCCUGUAGGGUAGAUGGGAAGACCCAGGAGGAGGUGGAGUGGUAGUACAUUGUGAGCCCCUGAGGAUUAAAGGGACCUGAGUAAUUGGUAUGUAGCAGGGUGUGCAUUCUGACUGUCUGUCCCAGUCGGGUAACCUGUAGUUUACUUUUGUGCUGACAGUGCUGGAGCUUUGGCAGCUCACCUUUGACCUGCUGGAAUUGAUCUCGAUCUGUCUUUGCAUCAUCUCCAGGGUGGCAGCUGAUUAAGGCCCUCCCAGGUAGCCCAGUCCAUGUAGCUGUUUGACUCCAUUUUUCAUUGGUCUUCGAAGGGGUCUUGCCCAAAGAAGGCUGGAGGGAGAGGGCCCUCAGUCUUGCAUACUUAACAAGGUGGCACCUCAGUAACUCUUACUACCUCACCCUAUUAAGGCGAGCUCUGGGAGUCCCUGGCCUCGCCAGACACUGCCCCCAGUGGGACUUAGCAACACCCAGGUUGCUUCACAAGCAAGCUAAUUAACUCACAAAGCCUUUUUGGAUGUUAAUAUUUAUUUAUUUUUUGUUUUUGUAUGCAUAUUACCCAGCAUCUCUUUUGAAUGAAAGAGUUCAGGAAAAUGAGUUUCUCCCCAGCAAGUAGCCAUAUUCCAGGGAAUAGUCCUGGCCAGAGAUUUGGGGAACAGGUGUAUAAUCAGGGAGAAUGUGUCAAGCCUUUUAAACAAGUCAGUUUUCUCUCCAGAUGUCUGUAGCAGAGUAAAUCCACAGAACCCUUUAGGUAAGUUCUGGAAAGUUGGGGCCAGUUAAAUUUUCCAGACUUUUUAUUCCCCUUCUAUCCUGAGAUGGUGUAGAUUGGGGAUUAAAUUGAGAGGAUCAGGUCACAUGAAGGACCUUUUUACAAUUUCUUAUCCUUUCUAAACAUGGGGACCCUCCUAUCUGUCUAUAUUAAGAAACAUGACCAAACCAAAGCUCUGUCUCUAAUAGGCCUACUGCCUCUCUUGCCAGUCGAAAUUGAGAAAGCCUCAGAAUGGAGCACAGGAUUCUCUAGUCCUUUUCCAGAUGACAGGAUACUCUCAAGUGCCACCUCCAGGCACCAGUGUCUAGUUAAAGGCCCACCUUUCAUCAUCUAAACCCAAAUUGGGACAUUCUCCUCAGGAAGAGUAAUGCCGAGACUUCAUUCCUGAUUGGCUUCUCACCUUCCUAACCAUUAGGAAUUUAAGAAGGGGAAUGUAACAGGCCAUGAGCAAGUAUCUACCAAGAUUUUCAAGCUUUAGGGUUCCUCCCAGACUGUUGGUGAGGACUGGGUUUUGAGGGGGUCAGUUUGAGAGAGGUAGUACUUUUGGAUCAGAUAACUGAAAGUGGAUAAUCAUACUGGAGAAACCCUUUUCUUUAACAGUUAUUGUGGAUGCUGGGUGGUCUGUAUACUUAAUUUGAAACUGUGAAGUUUUCCCUUUUUGCCAGUGAACCAAAACACAUAUCCUUGAAACUUUGCCCUUGAAACACUAAACAAAAGAACUGUACCCUCUAAUGCCCCGAAGGCUUAGUGGUUGAUCAGGGAGGCCCAGUCGGUCCCAGUCAGAUAUGUAGCAACAGGAUCAGUAGCUCAUGAGUGUCACUGACCAAACCCUACCCUGCUGGGUGUCCCCUGUAUUCACAUUGAACUCUCCUGUGUGAAGUCACACUGAAGUCCCCUUCUGUGCUUCCUCUGCCUCUAGCUCACGCUUUUCUGAGUUUUACUUGAACACUAUAUUGUGACAAAGGGCACUCUAGAGUACCUGUGGCUCACUGAUGCCAUAGCAUCCACUGGAAGCUCUGCUGAACAGUAUCUGGUGGAAGGGAUUAAUUUUAUUUUGUCUUUUUAAAUUUUUCAACCUAAUGCUCAUUUGAUUGUGUUGCCCCCUCUCUCCAGGAACCCAGUUUAGCACUGUCCCCUUCUGUAGUGCUCUGAAGUUCUAUUUACCCUUGAAUGUUCUCUCUUCUGUUUUCCCUUUUUCUUUUGAUCUGAACUCAGGACCAGUUACAUAAUUUGCAAAGCCGUCUGGUUCACAAAUUGUUAGGAAUUUCAAUAUGGCAACUGUAGAGCGUUAAACCAAACAUGAGGCCAUUCCUGAUUUGUUUCCUGAGGUGAAACUGCAAUCCUUGUUUGGCAUGCUGGGAUGAACAGAGUCUGCUUGUGGCUAGAAUGGGAUCAGUACCUGGCACUCCAGUGACGCGAUGGCUCACUGAUGCCACAGUAUCCACUGGAAGGAAGCUUUACUGAACAGUAUCUGGUCCUGAGUUUUAAGACUCCAAGAAGUCCCUUUAAUUCAUGGUUAGUUGGAAAGAAAGGAGGUAAGGAGGGGGUUGGGUCCAGGCGACCCCUAAAAACCAAGAAAUGGGCAAAAGUUCUUUUUCACUUAAUGUUCUGAUCUAUUAGCACCACUUUUAUCUCCAGGACAAAUCUGGCUUCAAUGCCUUUUUUCCUGUCAGGUUUUUGCUACUGAUGACCACCCCCCAACACACACACUCCUUUCCGGCCUCCUGCUGUGCUCUCUUUUCCCCAGAUCUCUCAACUUUGAAAGUGAAAUUAAAUCCCUUUGUAGACAGACACUGAAUUUUUUUGGCAGGGAGUGGGUUGUGUGGAGCAGUCUGAGCCCAUCUGGGAGUCCCCACAUGUCCUUUUUCCCUAAAUCCUGCACCAAAUGAGACAGGAAGCAGGGUACACAGCAUUAGUUUCAGAGUGAUUAUGCAUUAUAACAACAUCAGAAUGAAAAUGAAACAUUUGAUUUUGAUGUUUCUUUAACACCAUCCCCUGUGCAACCCUCCCAAACUUCCCCCAUCUCUAAUAGCUAAUGUCUCUUAUGAAACGGAAAAGAGUUGUUGAUGUCUAACUCCUUCCAUUAAAUUAAUAAGUACUGACCUCCUAAUAUUUAAGUGUUUACUAUCUAUUGCUGUAAAGUUUUGUAUAUUUUGUAAACUUUUUUUCCCAAAUAGUAGAUGUCUAAAAUCGUUGUACAUCUGAUUCUUUUAUAUUCCAUUGUUCAGCACAAAGUGUGGUUUUUAUUUAG